Molecule: messenger RNA, 2226 nt
Organism: Symbiodinium pilosum
Lineage: Eukaryota; Dinophyceae; Suessiales; Symbiodiniaceae
Source: the annotation of a GenBank genome assembly
AUGAUGCUCGUCUGCAAGACCCACUUGGGCACUCGCAAUGUUGACUUCCGCAUGAAGCGCUACGUCUUCCGCCGCACGGUGGACGGCAUCCACAUCAUUCACCUCGGCAAGACCUGGGAGAAGUUGAUGGUGGCUGCACGCAUGAUCGUUGCCAUUGAGAAUCCUCAGGACAUCAUUGUUGCGUCUCAGCGUCCUUACGGCUCCCGAGCUGUGCUCAAGUUCAGUCAGUACACUGGUGCUAAUCCUCUGGCCGGACGAUGGACCCCUGGUACGCUGACAAAUCAAAUCACCCAGAAGUAUCUGGAGCCUCGCCUCCUCAUCGUGACGGACCCGCGCACAGACAACCAGGCCAUCAAGGAGGCAGCCUACGCCAGCAUCCCCGUCAUUGCCCUGUGCGACACCGACUCUCCCUUGGAGAACGUUGAUGUUGCCAUCCCCGCCAACAACAAGGGCAAGGAGUCCAUCGCCUUGCUGUACUGGCUCCUGGCAAGGGAGGUGCUCUACCUGCGGGGCAGCAUGCCGCGAACCCAGGCCUGGGACGUGAUGGUGGACUCGUUUUUCUGGCGUGAUCCAGAGGAGAUCAUGCAGCAGGAGGAGCCGGCACCGGUUCAGCAGGAAUGGACUGCACCAGCUCAGGCGUGGGAGGGCGCAGGCGGCGGUGGCAACUGGGAUGACAUGACCAAUGCCGCUGCAGGAGAUGCAUCCUGGGAUGCCCCGGUGGUGGUGGUGGUGACGACUGGAGCGCCCCGCAGCAGGGUGGACACGGUGGUGGCUGGUGAAUCGAGUGAGUCGAGUGAGUCGAGCGAGUGGAUGGCAUCCUUGGUCGGACAGGAGCCCUGCGAGGCGGCAGAGGUCUCGGAGGUGAAAGAGCGCCUGGCCACCCUUCAGGUUGGUGGCACCUGGCUUGCUCCACCUCAGAGUCGCCGCCUUGCUCCGCCACGGCUCGGCGCUGUGCAGCCCCGUGGCUGGCUGAACGAGACCCUGCAGCGCAGCGCCGAGGGCUUGGCGGGCCGGCUUUUCGAGUUCUAUCCGCCUGUGGUGGAUUCCAACUUCGUGGGGGGAAGGUCUUCAUACUCCAGUCUCCAUGAGGACUUCCCCUACGCUCUAAAUGGCCUGGUUGCUCUGGCUGUUGCUGUUGGACAGCCCCGGGUCACGGCCCUGUGCGAUGAGGUGGUGAUGGAGUCACAAGAGGCGCUGAUCAAGAUAUGCAAUGUCCAGACUGAAUGGUACAAUAUGCAGAGUGGCGAGCUGAAGAGCCUGGAGACCUUGGCUGUCGAGCCUUCUUUGCCGCCGAGGCACCGCCUGCCGCGCCCCGCCUUUGGAGAGCCUGGCACUGAGGCGUUUAGCCUGGCUGGUUCGACUGCAGCCUGGCUCCGAAGUGGGCAAGGCUACGACUGGCAGCGCUGGUUCAGCAAUGAGACAUUUCCGCAAAGCCGCGACCAAUUCAGCCUGUACUCUCACGGCGUGAACAAUGCUGUUGCCUUCAAAUUUGCCGCGCUGUGGAGUGAGAUCGGGGAUGCAACCGCUGAGGCAUCACUGCUGGCUUGGCGCCAGCUGCAGCGCCAUCAUGGCGUAGCCUCAGGUGCUUUUGGGGCUGACGAGCACCUUGCAGGCCGCGCGCCGUACCGGGGGACCGAGCUUUGCGUGGUUGUGGAGUCAAUGCGCAGCCUAGAAGAGGCAUAUGCGGCGAUGCCAGACAGGCCAGAGCUGGCCGACAGCUUGGAGGUGCUGGCUUUCAAUGCCUUGCCUGCGGCUGUCAGCGACGAUCACUGGACGCAUCAGUACUUGACCCAGUCAAAUGCACCUUUCGCUGGAAUUGAACCUUCAGAGGAGACAGCCGAGCAUGACACGCCUCGAAUGUCCAAGACGUUUGGGAACGUCGGGCUGGAUGCGACUGUUUACGGCCUUUCUCCGAACUUUCCGUGCUGCACCGUGAACUUUGCCCAGGGUUGGGGCAAGUUUGCUGCCUCUGGCCUUUGGCUUUUUGAAGAUGGCGGCCGCCAAGUAGGGUUGAUGGAGACGCCUUUGCUCCUCUCCGCGGCCUUUGCGCCCUCAGUGGUCGCAGUGCCAGAGCCGGUGAACGGUCAGGUGGAUUUGUCCACGGCAUACCCCUUCGAGCCAGAGGCCUGCCUUUUGCUGCCUGUCGCUCAUCCGCUUUCUAGGCUGCAGCUCUUGGUGCGCGUGCCGCACUGGGCUGAUUUGGACCGCUCAGAGGCCGGAGCUUAG